Castor canadensis (American beaver) is the source of this 2538-nucleotide messenger RNA. RefSeq names its product N-acetyl-alpha-glucosaminidase (gene Naglu). The record is from RefSeq and is a predicted model, not a curated record. NCBI's taxonomy places the organism in Eukaryota, Metazoa, Chordata, Mammalia, Rodentia, Castoridae.
AUGGAAGCGGCAAUGGUGGCCGUGGCGCUGGGGUUCCUCCUCCUGGCGGGGGCCGGGGCCUCGGCCGGCGACGAGGCCCGGGAGGCGGCGGCCGUGCGGGCGCUCGUGGUCAGGCUGCUGGGGCCCGGGCCGGCGGCCGACUUCUCGGUGUCGGUGGAGCGCGCCCUGGCGGCCGAGACAGGCUUGGACACCUACAGCCUGAGCGGUGGCGGCGGGGCGCGCGUGCGGGUGCGGGGCUCCACCGGUGUGGCGGCCGCCGCGGGGCUGCACCGCUACCUGCGCGACUUCUGCGGCUGCCAGGUGGCCUGGUCCGGCUCUCAGCUGCACCUGCCGCGGCCGCUGCCCGCGGUGCCUGACGAGCUGACCGAGGCCACGCCCAACAGGUACCGCUAUUACCAGAAUGUGUGCACGCAAAGCUAUUCGUUUGUAUGGUGGGACUGGGCCCGCUGGGAGCAAGAAAUUGACUGGAUGGCGCUGAACGGCAUCAACCUGGCGCUGGCCUGGAACGGCCAGGAGGCCAUCUGGGAGCGGGUGUACCUGGCCUUGGGCCUGACCCAGUCAGAGAUCAAUGAGUAUUUCACUGGUCCUGCCUUCCUGGCCUGGGGGCGCAUGGGCAAUCUGCACACCUGGGGUGGCCCCCUGACCCGCUUCUGGCACAUCAAGCAGCUUUACUUGCAGCAUCGGAUCCUGGACCGGAUGCGCUCUUUCGGCAUGAUCCCAGUGUUACCUGCAUUUGCAGGGCAUGUCCCCAAGGCUAUCACCAGGGUGUUUCCACAGGCCAAUGUCACCCAGUUGGGUAGUUGGGGACACUUCAACUGCUCCUACUCCUGCUCCUUCCUUCUGGCUCCAGAAGACACUGUAUUCAGCCUCAUCGGGAGCCUCUUCCUAUGGGAACUGAUCAAAGAGUUUGGCACAGACCACAUCUAUGGGGCUGACACUUUCAAUGAGAUGCAGCCUCUCUCCUCGGAACCCUCCUACCUCACUGCAGCCACCGCUGCUGUCUAUGAAGCCAUGAUCACUGUGGAUCCUGAUGCCGUGUGGCUGCUCCAAGGCUGGCUCUUCCAGCACCAGCCCGAAUUUUGGGGACUCCCCCAGGUCAAGGCUGUGCUGGGGGCCGUGCCCCAAGGUCGCCUCCUGGUUCUGGACCUGUUUGCUGAGAACCAGCCUGUAUACACCCGCACAGCCUCCUUCCAGGGCCAGCCCUUCAUCUGGUGCAUGCUACAUAACUUUGGGGGUAACCACGGCCUAUUUGGAGCUCUGGAGGCUGUGAACCAAGGCCCCAAGGCUGCUCACCUCUUCCCCAACUCCACCAUGGUAGGCACUGGCAUAGCCCCUGAGGGCAUUGGCCAGAAUGAAGUGGUCUAUGCCCUCAUGGCCGAACUGGGGUGGCGGAAAGAGCCAGUGCCAGAUUUGGCAGCCUGGGUAAGCAACUUUGCUGCAAGGCGGUAUGGGGUCUCCCAGCGGGAGACAGAGGCAGCCUGGAGACUACUGCUCAGAAGUGUCUACAACUGCUCUGGCGAGGCCUGCAGGCACAACCACAGCCCACUGGUCAAGCGGCCAUCCCUGCAGAUGAAUACCACUGUCUGGUACAACCGAUCAGAUGUGUUUGAGGCCUGGCGGCUGCUGCUAAUAGCUGCUUCCAACCUGACCACUAACCCAGCCUUCCGCUAUGACCUGCUAGAUGUCACCCGCCAGGCAGUCCAGGAGCUGGUCAGCUUGUACUAUGAGGAGGCGAGGACUGCCUAUAUGAACAAGGAGCUCAUUUCCCUGCUCAGAGCUGGAGGCAUCCUGGUCUAUGAGCUUCUGCCUGCAUUGGACCAGGUGUUGGCUAGUGACAGCCGGUUCUUGCUGGGCAGCUGGCUGGAGCAGGCCCGAGGGGUGGCAGUCAGUGAAGCUGAGGCCCAUUUGUACGAGCAGAACAGCCGCUUCCAGCUGACCUUGUGGGGGCCUGAGGGCAACAUUCUAGACUAUGCAAACAAGCAGCUGUCUGGACUGGUGGCUGAUUACUACAAGCCCCGCUGGGGCCUGUUCCUCCAGACCUUGGUGGAUAGCUUGGCCCAGGGUGUCCCUUUCCAACAGCACCAGUUUGAUGCGAAAGUCUUCCAGGUGGAGCAGGCCUUUGUUCUCAGCAAGAAGAGAUAUCCUAUCUACCCCCAAGGUGACACUGUGGACCUAGCCAGGAAGAUUUUCCUCAAAUAUUCCCCCCGGGGGGUUGCUGGAUCUUUGUGACAGAUUAAUCACCAUCCAGUCAUGGUCAUGUUCUCCUGUACUGCAGGCUGGGACAGGUUUUGAAGCCUGGGACUAGAUAAAGCAUCAUCAUAGGGUGUCCCCACACCUGGAAAGAGGAGGCAUGCAUGGUUUGGAGGAAAAUGAGCUGCCCACUGCUGCCAACCCCACAUUUGGUAUUAAAGUACUGUUUUCUGCCAACUUAAUAAACUGAUGAAUUGUUGUGAGUCUGUCAGAAUGAAAAGGUCAUUGCCAAGAUGUGUAUAGCAUGGACCCUGGGGUGGGGCCAAUUCUCCCUCCCCUUGUCUCAGU